AUGUCACUGUUUCAAGAACCAUUCAAAAUUUUGAGUGAUCAUCAAAGUGUGCGUUUGUUCAACAUUAUUGUUGGUGCUUCGCAAGUUUUUGGCAUUUGUGCAGUUUUUCUCGUUGCAAUAUGGAUGACUGGUUUUCAAGAUGGCUUUACAACUGGCCUUCAAUUUCACUAUCAUCCAACAUUCAUGGUAAUAGGCAUGAUCUUCUUAGCUGGCGAUGGAAUAUUGGUCUAUCGAAUUUUUCGACAUGAGCGAAAGCGUUUCUCCAAAUUGCUUCAUUUAAUAUUACACACAUUGGUACUUAUCUUUGCUGUGGUUGCAUUGAAAGCAGUAUUUGAUUCACAUAAUAAUCAUCGAAAUGAUCAAGAUGAACCGGAUCCGUUACCGAAUUUAUAUUCAUUGCAUUCAUGGAUUGGUCUAACUUUUGUCAUUGCUUUUUUCCUUCAGUACUUCUUCGGUUUCCUAACAUUCUUCUUCCCUGGACUGAGUGUACCGAUGCGUCAAUUUAUACUUCCAUAUCAUCAAGCAUUCGGUCUUAUCAUCUUAUGUUUUCUUGCAAUUACUGCUGUAAUGGGUAUCUCUGAGCAAGCUGCAUGGCAUCAUAAAUGUUGGACAGUUAAUCACGUAUUGUGUAGUCAACAAUUUCUCAGUACGUUACUUGGUAUUUUCAUUCUUAUAUUUGUUUUGUGUAUUUUGCUAAUCAUCUUGAAUCCGCGAUGGCGUCGACAACCACUGCCGGAAGAGGAAACAUUACAUCGUUUGACAAAUAUUGAUUAA
This is a messenger RNA of Brugia malayi, 774 nucleotides long. Its product is annotated as cytochrome b561, putative. Bases 1 to 774 code for a protein of 257 amino acids. The record is from RefSeq and is a predicted model, not a curated record. Gene Ontology annotation, molecular function: oxidoreductase activity. NCBI's taxonomy places the organism in Eukaryota, Metazoa, Nematoda, Chromadorea, Rhabditida, Onchocercidae. The transcript is spliced from 5 exons.